AUAGCGUAUAUAAUAGCCACUAUCUAUUGUAACCUCAAAAUAUAUGCCUUAAAACAUGUACAAUUUUUAACUAAAAUGAGUCAGUUUUUAAUGAGUGUUACUGCUAGAACAGAUAACUAGUAGAAUAAAAACUUAUUAGAAUAUUUUGUAACAUUCUGCACAAUGAUUUUUAAAACAUUUACUUAUUUGUAUAUUUUAAGAUUUGCUUGGUCUAAAGUGGUUGAGCCAAAUUUUGCUUUAUAUCAUUUGAUAAAAAAUAACGGUUUUCAUAGGGAGUUUGAAUGGUUCCUAGAGUCAACAUUUAUUGAUGAGCCAACUAAUAACUUUUCAAAAUGUGAAUAUGUUCUACAAAUUGUCAUUCCUACUGGUAUGUUCGUUAAUCCAGACGAAAUUGCAGAUUUAAAUAGGAAAAAAAUGAUAAAUGCGUUUUUGGAUGGCUUUGUUGACAUAGAAGCUCCUGAAUAUGAAGCCAAAGAACACACCAUUUAUAUAUUUUUGAAUGGUAGUAAAAUAAGAAGUACAACAGUAAUGUUGCCAUUUCAUUUAAGAUACCACAGGGCGACUUUUGGAGGGGGGUUUGCAGAGAUAAACAUUAAUAAACCAUCUUUACUUGUUUAUUGUCCCUCUGGAAUGUUAACAUUUUUUGAGAAUAAUCCUAUAGUUGAGGGCGUUUGUGAUUUGAAAGGCCAGACUAAAUGUGCUUGGUGGAAUAUCACGUACAAAGCGUUUUUUGAGGAUGCCCAAAUAUUAGUACCAGUUGGAAAUUUGGACCAUUUUCCUUUUGUUGCCAUAGUUUCCUUAAUUUUAGGCUGCCUUGGGUGCAUUUAUGUAUUAUCAGUAUUAUCUUCUAGAAAAUGAGACUGAAUACUUUUUAAAUUAAGUUUGUACCUACUUUCCUUCAUUGCAUUGUUAUUAAUAAUUUUAAUAUCUGAGUUAAAUAAACGAUUUUAAACAUAA
Messenger RNA from Agrilus planipennis (emerald ash borer), 957 nucleotides. Its product is annotated as phosphatidylinositol-glycan biosynthesis class X protein-like. The transcript is spliced from 5 exons. Gene Ontology annotation, cellular component: endoplasmic reticulum membrane. NCBI's taxonomy places the organism in Eukaryota, Metazoa, Arthropoda, Insecta, Coleoptera, Buprestidae. Bases 163 to 858 code for a protein of 231 amino acids. The record is from RefSeq and is a predicted model, not a curated record. Gene Ontology annotation, biological process: GPI anchor biosynthetic process.